Dimorphilus gyrociliatus is the source of this 2263-nucleotide messenger RNA. Lineage: Eukaryota; Metazoa; Annelida; Polychaeta; Dinophilidae. The record is from the annotation of a GenBank genome assembly.
GCCAGUCCAUCAACAGUAUUCUUCCAGAAAGCUUGUAGAAAUUUUUUUUGGUAUAAAACUAUUACGCUAACAGGCAUGACGCUAGUUUUACGGCCGAAUGGAGCGUUCAAAGGCGUCACUUCUUUACAAUCGUCUUACGUCAAUCGAGAGACGCAAACUGGACGUAGAAACGACUCGAUUCUAUAUACAUAAUAUACAAGUCUAUCUUUCCCCCUCCCCCCCCCUUCUAACAAUCCACCUCUCUUUAUAGAUGUAUACAAAAAACGUUACAGUUUAGAUUAAGGCCUAAACAAAUUAAUUAGCAAUAAAUUUUAUAAAUGAGAAAUAGACUUAUCGUUGCUCUGGUAAACUUUUUAGCAUUAUUUUUUAAAUAGUAAAUGAAAUAGUCUUGUUACUUGUAAACUGAGCAUUUUUUUUUAUUAUCAAAUAGCCAAUUGUAAAGCUUUCAGAUGUAUAUCGGAAUAAUGGAAAAAUUCACUUUCUAAUAACCGUUUGAUGUUGAAAAUAAGAAAAGAAAGAAAAUCUAUACAAUUUCUAAAUUACUAUUGUAUUUUUCUUUCUUUCCUCCUUUUUUUUUCUUUUUUACUUAUUUCCAUCUUUUCUAUUCGCCCCACAAACCUUCCCCCCCCCCAUCUUUUCUCAUCUAUCUCUCUGUCUUCAUUUACUGCCCUUUUCACCCCCUGCUAGGCUUCUUCUUUCACUCUUUUAAAUUAACCAUUAAAUGCUUACAAAUUUCUUGUGAAAUUCUUUUCCCGAUAAACUCACUAUUAUGUAAUAAUAUAUAAGCAACCUUCGUAGUUCGAUUACUGUCAAAGAUGUAAUCUAAGUUGACCGUAGCACGUUUACGUUACCAAUAGAUGGCGUAUAGUUUAAGAAUAACAUAUGCUUCUUACAGUUUGUUAGUAGUCAAAUACGAUCCGACGUUAUCUCUAAACACUCUAUAAUUUUGUUAUCCUACUAGAUAAAUUUUAAGGUGUGAUAGAUCGGAAGAAUUGAAAAAUAGCAGUUUUUUUUUUUAAUUCUAAUAUAGUUGUUAAUGGCAUGUCUGUGUAAUUGUUGUUUUUUAAUUAUUGUACUAAAUUUUCAUUUCACAUUUACAGCAGAUCAAUCAAAACUCGGAAAAAGACAACGUGAUUCAGAUGAUGAAACGGAAGAGAUUGAUGUUGAAACGUCUCCGCCCCCCAGAAAAAGGAUUACACCGUUUACAAAUACGCCUAUAGAGAAAAAAGAGGAACGACGACGACUUUUACGAACUUGUCAAUCAAAAAUCAAAAAGUUGAAAGGAUACGAUGAGACACUGCAUAGACGGUUAUUGAUAAAUAGCGUUACUAAGAGGGUUAUGGCAGAAAUGAGACGUGAUAAAAUGAUUAGAAAAUGUAUGUUUGAAGAAGACUAUAUAGCUCAUUUUGACGAGCCUGUUGACAAAAUACAAAAUGACGAUUAUUCUGAAAAAAUUUUCGGAUCUGAUACUCAAAAUUCUCCUCCAGAGUGUUCGGAUAAGGUUGUUCAAGAACUAUAUGAACGUAUGCAGAUAUUUUUCCCAGAACUCGAUUCCGAUAACGAUGUUAAAGUUGAAGACCAAUUUUCAACCUUAUCUGCUGAUAUGGACACUCCACCAGUCGCUUGUAAGAAAAUGGUUCUUUACUUUGUCAGCAAUGCUGUAUCACCAUCUUACACGAUUUAUAUGGGAGAAGAUAAAUUUGAAAAUGAACAUCUUAUAAAGUGGGGUUGGCCGGAAGAUGUAUGGUUUCACGUUGAUAAAUUAUCAUCGGCUCACGUCUACUUGAGGUUGAGAAAAAACGAGACACUGGACGAUGUUCCUCAGGAUGUUAUCAUCGACUGUGCCCAAUUGGUCAAGGCGAAUAGUAUUCAAGGGAAUAAAAUGAAUGAUAUCGAUGUUGUUUAUACAAUGUGGGAAAAUUUAAAAAAAACUGGAGGAAUGGAAGUUGGUCAGGUCGGCUUUCAUCGUGAAAAAGAGGUUAGAAAAAUUCGCGUGGAAAAAAGAACUAACGAAAUAGUAAAUCGAUUAAAUAAGACUAAAGUAGAUAAAAAAGAUGUUGACUUGCAAGCCGAAAGAGAGGAAAGAGAUAGGAAAGAAAGAGAAGUACAAAAAGCAAAACUAAGAGAACAGAAAAAGAGAGAAAAAGAAGAAGAAGAGAAAAGACAGAAGGAAUUGGAAGUUCGUAGUUAUAAAUCAUUAAUGAAAUCAGAAAAUAUGACAUCUAAUCAGGAUGAUGGUAAUGAUAGCGAUGAUUUUAUGUAA